This is a messenger RNA of Haliotis rufescens (red abalone), 4491 nucleotides long. Its product is annotated as myotubularin-related protein 9-like. Lineage: Eukaryota; Metazoa; Mollusca; Gastropoda; Lepetellida; Haliotidae. Bases 125 to 1792 code for a protein of 555 amino acids. The record is from RefSeq and is a predicted model, not a curated record. Gene Ontology annotation, biological process: negative regulation of autophagy. The transcript has 15 exons.
CUGUAUUCGAUGGUGCUGUUUCAGGACGUAAUCGUUUUCAAUCAUUAAUAUUCUGACAGCUGAGGGUGUAUACAUUCAAGUCUAGAGAUCAACUGGCCGAACGUUUGGAAAGAAGUUUUACAGAAUGGAAUUCGCAGACUUCAUCAAGAUCCCAAUGGUUGAUGGUGUGAUAAUGAGGAGACCAUUUGAGGGCUCUGUGGAGGGCACACUAUGUGUUACAGGCCAUCAUCUUAUUUUGUCUUCUCGCAAAGACCAACGAGAAGAACUUUGGCUUCUUCACAGUGCUGUUGACAGUAUUGAGAAGAAACUUAGUGGUUCUGGUGGAAGUCUCUACCUCAGAUGUAAAGACUUUGGUGUUGUACAGCUCGACAUUCCAACUGCAGAUGACUGCAUAAGUGUAUCCAGCUCAGUAGAGCAACUCUCAAACAUAGAUGACAUGACGCUGAAAUACCCUUUCUUCUAUCGAGCUAGCUUUGAAGUGAUGGAGGAUGGGUGGCAAGCAUUUCUACCUGAAACAGAGUUUGGCCGUUCUAAGGAAUGUUCAGAUGAAUGGAGACUUAGUUAUGUCAACAAAGACUUUCAGGUGUGCUCAUCCUACCCACAGGCAUUGAUUGUUCCCAAAUCAGUGGAUGAUGAAACUGUCUCUAAGGCAGCAACCUUCCGUCAGUAUGGCAGAUUCCCAGUAUUGAGCUAUUAUCAUAAAGACAGCAAGGCAGUCAUCAUGCGUAGCAGUCAGCCUCUCACAGGUCAGAAUGGGCGAAGAUGUAAGGAAGAUGAAAAGCUUCUGAAUGCUGUACUUGGAAUUGGACGGAGAGGAUAUAUUGUUGACACAAGGGCUCAGAGUGUUGCAAAGAUGGCCCAAGCUAAAGGAGGGGGAUAUGAACCGGAGGCACAUUACUCACAGUGGCGGAGAAUUCAUCAGCCAAUAGAAAGGAGACAGGCAUUUCAUGACUCCCUCAUCAAGCUAAUGGAAGCUACUAGUGAUGGUGGUGCCAGCAUGGACAAAUGGUUGUCAAAGUUCGAAUCCAGCAAUUGGCUUACUCACGUGAAGGACAUCCUGACAUGUGCUUGUGUUGUUGCUCAGUGUGUUGAUAAAGAAGGGGCCACAGUACUGGUUCAUGGGUCAGAGGGUUUGGACACAACACUGCAAGUGACUUCAAUUGCCCAGCUUAUUCUUGAUCAUGACUGCAGAACUGUAACAGGAUUUGAGGCUCUUGUGGAACGUGAAUGGAUUCAGGCAGGGCAUCCUUUUCGCAGUCGUUGUUCCAAGUCGGCAUAUGCCAUAACCAAGCAGCGCCAGGAGUCUCCCAUUUUUCUUCUCUUUUUAGACAGUGUGUGGCAGAUAUGGCAGCAGUUUCCUUGUUCCUUUGAAUUCAACGAGAACUUUCUGGUGUUACUUUUUCAACAUGCAUACAGUUCUCAAUACGGGACAUUCCUGUGUAACAAUGAGAAGGAGAGAGUUGGCCACCAUCUAACAACAAGGACUGUCUCUCUAUGGUCUUUCAUCAACAGGCCUGAGAUUCUGCAACAAUAUCUCAAUCCAAUGUAUGAUCCCAAUCCAGCUGUCAUCUGGCCAUCUGUAGCACCGCAAAGUCUGUCUUUGUGGAGUGGCUUGUAUUUGAGGUGCCAAGUCAAUCAAAGACCAGGUGAGGAAGCUUGGGCAGAGGUUACAAAGAUUCGUGAAUUUGACAAGGAACUGAAGGCAAAGGUUACCAAACUUAGAAGACAACUGGCAAGCUUGGAGAAGGAAGCUCUGUCUGCUGGUGCCAUUCUUCCCUCUACACUCGACUGACUGGAGCAGCUGUAGCCUGGAUGACACCAUGGAAUGAAUAGGACGUCUGUUGACCCACCGUAUUAGCUGACCUAAACUUUCUGUUUAACUUUGCUGAUGGCGUAGCAGAGGCAAUCUCAUACAUCUGUUUUAUCCAUUCAUCAUAACGUUUACAUUUUGGACAUCUCUUCUGAAACUUAAGGCAUAAGAAGCUGAAACUAUGUAAGGAUGACUUCACCUAUGGUGUCCUAAAAGUUGCUCACCGAAAUAUGGGCUCCAAGACUGCCAUUAUACAUAUUUAUGGCCAUUAAUCAGACCUGAUGUGUUCUCCUGCAGGAAAUGCUUUGGCAUUAGGUUUUUAUCUGUGUCUGUUAGUAUGUAUAAAUUGGCGUUUUCUCAAACUUUGACACAUUCUUUUUGCUUUUGUUCCUUUAAAACUUUUUUCAUUGUGUAAUGGAUAGUUUCAUGAAAAUGACUUCAUAUUUUGUAGAUAUAUUGGUGAAAAACUGUUUCUCCAAAUGUAGAAACGUUAUUGCCCUAGUUGUCUGUAUGUGGUAGAGCGCAAGUUUUCAAGCAAUUGUCUUACCUUUGCAAGUGAAAGACAUAAGAGGGAAACUUGUGCUGUAUCAUUGCCUGUCUGUAAGUGAAGUUAUUGUUGUUACCUCACAGGAUAACUCUCAUACACUGUUCCACAGAUCUGUAAAUGUUCCAGUAUAGAAUAGUAAGAAUAGACUCUCUGCCUUUGUAAAUCCAUCCACACACACACACACACACACACACACACACACACACCCACACCCUAUUUAUAGUAAUGGAGCCUCCUACCUCACUGACCACAAAUAUGAUUAGGAAUGUAAACUUUCAAUCAAAAGUUGUGUUUGCUUAUAGUUUUUGCUCCCUUGAACCAAAAAUCAAGUGAGCUUAUGUCAUGUUUUUUUUUUGUCUGGUGUGCCAAGCUGAAACUUCACUUAGUUGUUUGCACCAAUUAUGACACCACAGCAGCCUUGAUUUGACCACUGCACUUCGACUGUAUUGAAAGCUGAAACUUCUCAUGGCCAUUACCAAGUCAUUUUUGUUCCGAAUGUGAUGACAUUUGGUUUGUGUGUAAUUAGUAGGGGGCUCAACAUACAUGUUCCAUUUUUUCCCCAUUUUUAAAUUUUGACCUUGAUUUGACCUUUGACAUUUGGCCAUGCUCUUAUAUCUUUAAAAAUGCAUUUCUUCCCACUGUAAACAUUUCCUCAAAAACCACUGGACCAAUGAAGCUGACACUUCACAUUCUUCUUCUGACCAAUAAACACAACCCAAUUUGUUCAAAAGGUUUGAAUCUGAUUUUCAGUAUAGCCACUGACAGCAACUUGUUAAGUGACUGUCUUUGUUGACUGUUGUAACUGUUUUCCAAGUGAGCUGUAGUGCUGUUGCCUUUUGGGGGGUACAAAAUGUAAUGAGAUUUAGUAUUUGUUUAGGUAAUUUUGGGCAGUGUGUUCUGUUUAUUGCAAUAUUUUUUAGAUUAGACCUUGCUGUAACCAUUCACUCCUGUUAUCUCACAAAAUGUAUAUUUGGCUCUAUAAACUUCUUUUCUGAAGCUAAGCUGAAGUUUGGCAUGUAUGUUUCUCCAUCAGAUUUUGUGGAAGGUCUUUAGAUUGUAUCAUUACUUUUGUGACCUCAGUAUGUAUACUGAGCAACAAAAGUUCCUGUGACAUUGAAUAAGAUUUAAUGCAAAGUUAGGUUUUUUACCAAAUCUGAAACAAUUUCGACUUGCGACAGAUAAAAGACUCCUGUAAGUGUUCAAAUGGUUUAAUUUGCCAUACUGACUUCAGAAAAUGCGUGAUUUCAUAAAAGAAAUUACAAAUCAAUACGUGUGUGUCCACCUCUGGUUGUGAUGCAAGCAACACAUCUUCGUCUCAUGGAAUGGACCCGGCGUCGCACAAAGCCCUUAGGGAUAUCUGUCCAUAUUUGCUGGAGCUUGUUUCGAAGAUCCUGGAGUGUCUGUGGAAUACAUGGUUGACGUCGAAGGCGCCGAUCCAUGUCAUCCCACAUGUGCUCGAUUGGUGAGAGAUCAGGGGAGCGAGCCAGCCAGGGGAUGACAUUCACUUUGUUUUGUUGAAGAGAAUCCUGAAAAAGUCGAGCAAUAUGAGGCCCGGCAUUCUCAUGUUGAAAGGUAAUGCCUGGGGCAUGACAACGCAAAAAUGGUGGAACAGGGCUGAUGAUCUCGUCGCGAUAGCGCUGUCCAUUGCGAUUUCCUUCUACCACUGUCAAACGGGUCCUCUGUCUUGCUGUAAUCCCUUCCCAUAUCAUAACGCUGCCGCCCCCGAACCGAUCUUCUUCCAUGACACAAUGAUUGACACUCGAAUCCGUCCAUUGCUGUGGCUGAUGUGAAAACGAGACUCGUCAGUGAAUAGAACUUGUCCCCACUGCAUGGCCGUCCAGCAUAGACUCUGUCUGCACCACUGUAGAUGUGCUUGACGGUGGUUUCCUGUCAAAAUAGGACGUCUGGAGGGUCUUCUGGCAACAAUCCCUACACAUCUGAGGCGACAACGUACAGUUUGUGAAGAUGUUCGUCGAAGGCCAGAGAUGCUGCUUGUAGUCACUGUUACUGGCUGGAAUCGAUUUUGUAGGUGUGUUGUUUGAAUCCAGUUGUCUUGUCGAUUAUUGGUUACGUGUGGCCUGCCACUGCAAGGAUGGUCUCUGACUGGAUUUGUCUGUUGCCAACGUUGCCAUAA